This is a messenger RNA of Linum trigynum, 3405 nucleotides long. Lineage: Eukaryota; Viridiplantae; Streptophyta; Magnoliopsida; Malpighiales; Linaceae. The record is from the annotation of a GenBank genome assembly.
UGAACAUAAUGGUCACAAUUCUUUUCCUUUCCAAAAUGGAGUUGUACCUCUGUUAAUUGUACCCAAAAAAAUUUCAUUGACUUUGUAAUAUCAGUCUUUCAGACCAUCUAAAGGAUUUAAUUUGAAAAUAACCUAACACUAAUCAAGCAUUCGUACCAACCCAUUCGAGCCACAGACAACACACACCCGAGGAAUGUAAUCGGGUUUGUGUUCAUUCACUUAUUGGAUGUGAGUUUCCUUUCCAGGUCGAGUACGAGUUGUCCAUGGACGCGAUGUAGUGGUUCGGAGUUUAGGUGUGCUUUGAUGCAUUUUCAUUAGUUUUUUUAUCUGAAAAAAUAUUUCCUGUUAAUUCGACGAGUCACAUUGAACAAAAUUUGAAAUGAAAAUGGACAUAACUAGGGAUGAUUUCGUUACAAAUUUCAAAGUCAAGCCAUCAUUCUGAUUACAAUAGAAAUCAAGUGAUCAUUUCGUAUUAAAGGUGAAAGCUACGCCAACACUUUGGAUAAUCAUCUAAUACGGACCUAAAUGAAGAACAUGCACAACACGCUGUAAAUGAACGGGCAAAUAAAAUGGAAGUGACAGCCCGACAGAGAACGGAAAAGGGUUGAAUUUCAGCAUAUUCGGAGAACCGCGUAAAAGGAAAGAGAAGAGAGCCCCCAUCUGCCAAAAAAGGUAGCUUAGCUUCACUAACAUUUAAAAACAAUUAUUAAAUAUAUAUUAUUGACUAGAUUUUUUUUACCUCUUUCUUCCUGAUAAAACCCCGUCUCCACUCUUCACCACAUAUUUAUUUUCUCGCCUGCGAUAUUUUCUCCCGAUCGUCCUUUCCUUUUCUUCCAAAUCUCCUGUUCCUCCGGCAACCCCAAUUCCGCUCUGCACACUAUUAAUCACCUUCUUCAUUCAAUUGCUUCCUCGGUUUCUCAGUUUCCCCUCUCUUCUCCAUUCUCCUUUUACCGUUUCUCCGCUCUCUUCCCCUCUGCCGCGGCUUCCCCCCCUGAUCGAGCCACACAGCCGCAGUGUGGUUCGAUCCCUGGCGCGCACAAUCCAAUUCCAGCUCCGCCGCCACCGAUGCAGGACAUCGAGCGCGUCGCCGAUCACGCCCUGUUUGGCAAGUAUGAGCUCGGCAGGCUCCUCGGCUGCGGCGCCUUCGCCAAGGUCUACCACGCCCGCAACAUCGCCACCGGCCAGAGCGUCGCCGUCAAGGUCAUCAACAAGAAGAAGAUCACAACCCCCUCCAUGAUGAACAACAUCAAGCGCGAGAUCUCCAUCAUGCGCCGCCUCGGCCACCCGCACAUCGUCCGCCUCCACGAGGUCCUCGCCACCAGGACCAAGAUCUACUUCGUCAUGGAGUUCGUCAAGGGUGGCGAGCUAUUCGCCAAGAUCUCCAAGGGCCGGUUCAGCGAGGACCUGGCGAGGAAGUACUUCCGCCAGCUGAUCUCCGCCGUCGGGUACUGCCACUCCCGUGGCGUGUUCCACCGCGAUCUGAAGCCGGAGAAUCUCCUCCUCGACGAGAGCGGCAACUUGAAGGUCUCCGAUUUCGGCCUCAGCGCCGUCGCGAACCAGAUCCGCGCCGACGGGAUGCUGCACACGCUCUGCGGCACCCCUGCCUACGUGGCGCCGGAGAUCCUCGGGAAGAAGGGGUACGACGGGGCGAAGGUCGACGUGUGGUCGUGCGGCGUGAUCCUUUUCGUCCUGACGGCAGGGUAUUUACCCUUCAGCGAUCCUAAUCUGAUGGGAAUGUACAAGAAGAUUUACAAAGGCGAGUACCGCUGCCCCAAAUGGAUGUCCGCAGAUCUGAAACGGUUUCUGUCGCGGCUCCUCGACACGAAUCCCGCCGCGAGGAUCACCGUCGACGAGAUCCUCACGGAUCCGUGGUUCACCAAGGGCCACAAGAAGCCGAUCAGGUUCCACGACGAGGAGUUCACGACCGCCGACAAGUUCAAUUCUGAUUACAAGGAGAGCGCGUCGGAGGCCAGCACAAGCAGCAGCAGCAGCAGCAGCUUGAACGCGUUCGAUCUGAUCUCGUUCUCAUCCGGCUUGAACCUGACCGGCCUGUUCGACAACACCUACAAUUCGAUGGAGGACGGCGACCGAUUCGUGACCGCGCAGUCCCCGGAGAGGUUGUUGGAGAAGGUUCUGGAAUUCGCCAGGUCGGAACGGCUGAGACUGAAGAGGAAGAAGCUGUACGGGGUGGAGCUGGAAGGGCGCAACGGUGGUGUGAAAUUCGAGGUCGAAAUCUACCGUUUAACCGACGAAUUGUCUGUUGUGGAGGGGAGGAGAGUAGCCGGCGACGCCGGGAGCUACAAGGAGACGUGGCUCAACAAGUUGAAGCCGGAUCUCCUCGGUUCUUCUCCGGCGCCAACUGUAGGAGAUCAAAAUCCCGUCGCAGCUGGCAACUGAGAAGGCGGAAUUCGCUUUGGCCGGCGCGGACUUGUUUGUUUGUUUUUUUCGUAAAUUACUAUUUUCCAAAAUGUAAAAGUAUGUGGCUGUGUGAAGGGGGUGGGUGUGUCAUUGUGUGUGGGUGUGGAAUUUUGUACCAGUAAAAAGGUUAAAAGAAAAAGUAAAUUUAAAGUUGGGGGCUGUAGUGAAAAAGAGGGGGGGAUUUUUGGUGGCAAUAAUCUCCUCCUCUUGAUGGCCCCACCCAAUUUGUGUUUUCACAAUCACUGUAAAUAGUAAAAACAUACACACACUGGGAGAGAGAGGCAGAGGGGGUACUUAAGUCUAUUACUAAUAGUACUUAGUUAUUACUAGGAGUGUAAUGCUUCCAAGGAUGAAGUCUGGGGAAAGACACUCAAAUCCUUGGAGAGACUCACUUUCCUUUUUCUACCCACUUUUGUAAAGAGAAGAGGGGCAAAAGGAGGAUUUCACAUACAGAAUGUGACACAGUUGAAAUGGAAAAUUGAUAUUUGGUAUUUUUUUCCUUUUGCAAAGCCGUUUUAAUAAUUAUUAUUAUUCUCUUUUUAACUUAAUAAUGCCGCUUUUGUUGAUUGCCAAUUAGGUAUUUGUGAUGGAUUUGCUUGGCUGUCAUUAUGGACUUGUGGGGGCUGAAGCCAUUCAAGCAGCGUAUGUGUCCAUGACAUUGAAUAGUGUGCUUGAGAAUCCUGAUAAGUGAGAAACAGUGCUUUUUCAACAAACUCCGCGAGAGAAGUGGGGAAAAAUGGGUUACUUUUUGUGGAAUAGUGUAAUCAGUUAGCGGAAGAAGAAUGCCAAUUAGCAAUUUAUCACCUCGUCCUUAUCCAAAAUUCUUGCUAAGGGAGAAGCCGAUUAGCCGAAGCCAAAACCAAAUCGGAUUUUGCUUUGCCGCUGAAGAGUUUUUAAUUUCAUGUAGGUCUUUCUUUUUGGGGAAAAUCGCUACACUCUCUUAGCAUAUCCACUAGUAUAGAAUGGAAAGAAAUCGUGUUGAAAAUU